CCCCAGAGCCCAUCGAUGUCGCCGCGCCUGCUCAGGGCGGUGGGCUGCGGCUCGGCGGCCGUGCUGGCCCUGCUGACCGUGGUCGUCUUCGUCCUGGUCCUGCUCCCGGCAAAGGAUGCUGUCCUUCCUACCAGAAUCAAACACGGCCUGGUGUUUGACGCUGGCUCCACACACACGUCCCUCUACAUCUACCGGUGGCGCGCGGACAAGGAGAACGGCACGGGCAUCGUGUCCCAGGUGGAGGCCUGCUCAGUGUCCGGACCCGGCAUCUCCAGCUACGCAGACAACCCCGCGGGGGCUGGCGCCAGCCUGAAGCCUUGCCUGGACAGGGCCAUGAAGAUCGUCCCGGCCGAGCAGCAGCAGGAGACCCCCACGUACCUGGGGGCCACGGCCGGCAUGCGGCUGCUGAGGGAGGAGAACAGCAGCAAGGCCGAGCAGGUCUUGGCCGAGGUGUCCAAGGCCAUUGGGGAGUACCCUGUGGAUUUCCGCGGAGCCCGGAUCCUGACGGGCAGCGAGGAGGGCUCCUUUGGCUGGAUCACUGUCAACUACCUGCUGGAGACACUGGUCAAGUUCUCGUUUGCAGAGAAAUGGGAACAUCCCCAGGACACCGAGGUUCUGGGAGCUCUGGACCUCGGCGGUGCCUCGACGCAGAUCACCUUCCAGCCCGGGGUCCCCGCGGAGGACAGGAACACGUCCGUGUUCUUCCGGCUCUACGGCACCAACUACUCCCUGUACAGCCACAGCUACCUGUGCUACGGGCAGAGCCAGGCCCUGAAGAUGCUGCUGGCAGCUCUGCACCAGGCCAGCCCGAGUAGCCAGAUCAAGCACCCCUGCUACCCCCAGGGGUACCAGGAGAACGUCACCGUGGCAGAGCUCUACGACAGCCCCUGUGUGCGUGCGCCCAGCUCAGCCAGCCCUGGCCUUGUCCUCACGGUGACGGGGACAGGGGACCCAGCCGCGUGUGACGCGGCCGUGCGGAGACUCUUCAACUUCAGCUGCGGGGCGCAGGGGCCGUGCGGCUUCAAUGGGGUCUAUCAGCCCCCCGUGCGGGGACAGUUCUUGGCCUUCUCAGGGUUUUAUCACAGCCUUCACUUUCUGAACCUGACAGGAGGGCAGUCCCUGAGCUUGGUCAAUGCCACCAUCAGGCAGAUAUGCAACAGCAGCUGGAAGCAGGUGCAGGAGCUGUUCCCCACGGCCAGCAGGACCCAGCUCCGUGACGCCUGCGCAGCCAGCUCCUACAUCCUCACCCUCCUCCUGCAAGGCUACAAAUUAAUCAUCACAACGUGGCCCAGCAUCCACUUCAUCCAGCAGGUUGCUAACACAGAUGUGGGCUGGACUCUGGGCUACAUGCUCAAUCUCACCAACCUGAUCCCCUCAGAUCCUCCCAGAGCAGUCACAGAGCUCCCGAGAAGCGUCUGGAUAGCAGCCACCCUUCUGCUGGCCAUCAUGCUCAUCCUCAUCUUCUGCCUGCCUCGGGCUACGAGCAGCUGUAACAGCACUGCCUCCAGAGGCUGCCAGGCCGGGUCCUGCUGCCCCUCCUCUGCAGGGAGCUGCUUCCUGGGAAUCCCCCCUGUGUGCCCAGGAGCCACGGGCUUGUCCUGGGGGUCCCGAGUCCUGGCCUGGUGAGCUGGAGCUGGCACAGCUGGUGAAACACCCUCCCCACAGCUGUGAAACACCCUCCCCACAGCUGUGGAACAAACACCCUCCCCACAGCUGUGAAACACCUUCCCCACAGCUGUGAAACACCCUCCCCACAGCUGUGGAACAAACACCCUCCCCACAGCUGGUGAAACACCCUCCCCACAGCUGUGAAACACCCUCCCCACAGCUGUGGAACAAACACCCUCCCCACAGCUGUGAAACAAACACCCUCCCCACAGCUGUGAAACACCCCCCUCACAGCUGUGAAACACCUUCCCCACAGCUGUGUAACAAACACCCUCCCCACAGCUGUGCAACACCCUCCCCACAGCUGUGAAACACCCUCCUCACAGCUGUGAAACACCUUCCCCACAGCUGUGCAACACCCUCCCCACAGCUGUGAAACAAACACCCUCCCCACAGCUGUGAAACAAACACCCUCCCCACAGCUGUGAAACAAACACCCUCCUCACAGCUGUAAAACAAACACCCUCCUCACAGCUGUGAAACAAACACCCUCCUCACAGCUGUGCAACACCCUCCUCACAGCUGUAAAACAAACACCCUCCUCACAGCUGUGAAACAAACACCCUCCUCACAGCUGUGCAACACCCUCCUCACAGCUGUAAAACAAACACCCUCCUCACAGCUGUGAAACAAACACCCCCCCUCACAGCUGUGCAACACCCUCCUCACAGCUGUAAAACAAACACCCUCCUCACAGCUGUGAAACACCUUCUCCACAGCUGUGAAACACCUUCCCCACAGCUGUGAAACACCCCCCUCACAGCUGUGAGACAGGGCUCUGCCUAGGGCUGGGAAGCCCUGUGAGGGGGGAUGGCACAGCUCUGCCUCCUCUCCUGCAAUGAGGUUCCUCUCCAGUCCAGCUGCACCCCGUGCCCCAUGGCUCAUCCUCCCUUCCCAACACGGGGUGACUUGGGAACACUGCUGGGACAUGGCAGAGGCAGCUUCCAGGGCCCCCGUACAUUUUUGGGGAGUCCUGUUGGCAGCCAAGUGAUGGGUGAGGUGAGACACCUCCUCAGAGAAGGAAAGGCCUGUCCUUGUGCCCUGUUGGCUCCACUCCAAAGUCCAGCAGACUGCAGGGACACCUCCCAUAGAUUCACUGCCUCACCUGGGUCUCUGUCGUCACCAGCCCUUACCUGGGAGACAGAAGUAAUAAAAUAAAAUCACAACGAUUUGGAAGCAGAGUAGCAGGCAUUUCCCCA
Melospiza melodia melodia is the source of this 2867-nucleotide messenger RNA. Its product is annotated as ectonucleoside triphosphate diphosphohydrolase 8-like. NCBI's taxonomy places the organism in Eukaryota, Metazoa, Chordata, Aves, Passeriformes, Passerellidae. The coding region runs from base 16 to 1626 and encodes 536 amino acids. The record is from RefSeq and is a predicted model, not a curated record. Gene Ontology annotation, cellular component: plasma membrane. The transcript has 9 exons. Gene Ontology annotation, molecular function: hydrolase activity.